Molecule: messenger RNA, 1796 nt
Organism: Cynara cardunculus var. scolymus (artichoke)
Lineage: Eukaryota; Viridiplantae; Streptophyta; Magnoliopsida; Asterales; Asteraceae
Product: pentatricopeptide repeat-containing protein At3g22670, mitochondrial-like
Exons: 2
Coding region: 1-1713 (570 amino acids)
Molecular function (GO): protein binding
Source: RefSeq, a predicted model, not a curated record
AUGAGUUUAUUAUUAUCCAACCCGUUAUGUGAGUCGAUUAAUUUCAGGACAACCACCUGCUUUGCGAGUAGCCCGGAGUUGCCACAUUUGAACCAUCAUGGUCGCAAGAAGAUUCUUGAUGAUCCAAUAGAGGUGACUGAAUCCCCCAAAGGUUAUGAUCCAACAGAGUUGACUGAAUCCCCAAAAGUUGAUGAUCCAAUAGUGGUGACUGAAUCUCCUCAAAUUCCAAUUUGGGUUAGUAUUUCAGAAAAUGAGGAUGAUUUUGUGCUCCCUUCGUUAUCUUACUGGUUCGAUAAUUAUAAACGAAAUGAGGCCAAAGGAUACGAUGAAAGCACGGUAAGUAGCAAGUCCGAGAUCGAUGCAAAAAAGAUAACCAAAGUUCUGGGGAAGCUUUUCGAAUCACUUGAUUCUGUUGUACAAGCUUUAAACGACUCUGAUGUAACUCCAUCGGAAAGUUUAGUUGCUCAAAUGCUGAAAAGAUUCGAUAAUAACUGGAAAUCUGCUUAUGGUGUCUUUAUUUGGGCUGAAUCACACAUGGGUUCCAAGUUUUCACCGGCAAUGUAUGAUCUUUUGGUUGAUUGUUUGGGGAAAUCGAAGAAGUUUGAUCUUAUGUGGCAAGUAGUGGAACAGAUGGUCGUUAUUGGAGAGAAUUAUGUUACAAUAAACACUAUGGCAAAGGUCAUAAGAAGGCUUGGAAAGGCUGGAAUGCAUGAAGACUCCAUAGAUGCAUUUCGUAGAAUUGAGCAAUUUGGGGUUAAGCGUGAUCUUAUGGCGUUGAAUGUAAUGAUCGAUUCAUUAGCGAAAGAAAAGAACGUUGAACGUGCCAAUGAGAUAUAUCUCGAGUUCAAGAAUGAAAUACCUCCAAACUCUCAUACUUUUAAUUCGUUGAUUCAUGGCUGGUCGAAAGCUCGGCAACUCGGAAAAGCACAAACCACUAUGGACGAUAUGAAGGAACGUGGGAUUUCUCCUGAUGUUAUUUCUUAUACAACUUUAAUCGAAGCCUACUGUCGCGAAAAAGAUUUCCGAAAAGUUGAUCAGCUUCUUGAGGAAAUGCAAGAAAAAGGGUGCCCUCCGAAUAUAAUCACUUACACGAUCGUGAUGCAUGCACUCGGGAAAUCAAAAGAAAUCGACGAAGCUUUAAAGGUUUACGACAAAAUGAAGGCAAGUGGGUGUGUCCUCGAUACAUCGUUCUACAGUUCUUUAAUUUACAUCUUAUCUAAAGCGGGUCGUUUAAAGGACGCCCGGGAAGUGUUUGAUGAAAUGCCUGAACAAGGAAUCAAACGCAACACCCAAACCUAUAACACCAUGAUCACUAGCGUUUGUAAACACACCCAAGAAGAGGAAGCGCUUAAGCUGCUACACGAAAUGGAAACGGAAGGUGUAAAACCCGAUUUUGACACGUACGCGCCAUUGUUGAAGAUGUGUUGCAAAUUGAAACGAAUGAAGGUUCUUUCUUUCUUGUUGACCCAUAUGUCGGAUAAUAACGUGAGCGUGGGUCUCGGGACUUACAGUCUUUUGGUUCGUGGGUUAUGCAUGAACGGGAAACUAAAACAUGCUUGCUCGUUUUUGGAGGAUGCAGUGAUGAAAGGGUUCAUACCGUAUGAUACGAUGUUUACGAUGCUAGAAACCGAGCUUGAGAAAGAGGGUAUGAGUGAAGAAAAGAAGAGGAUUCAAGAACUGAAGCUAAUCCAACCAACACCUGCUGAAACUUGAGAUUCGAAAAUAGGACCGCUCAAAGCGGUUGAACCAAGUUAUCCUGUAACAAUUACCCUUACUCAAUACCAAUCUAUUAGAUG